Molecule: messenger RNA, 774 nt
Organism: Solanum verrucosum
Lineage: Eukaryota; Viridiplantae; Streptophyta; Magnoliopsida; Solanales; Solanaceae
Product: GDSL esterase/lipase CPRD49-like
Exons: 6
Coding region: 1-774 (257 amino acids)
Source: RefSeq, a predicted model, not a curated record
AUGAGUGAGCCAAAGGUAGGACCAAAUCGUCCAUUGUUCGUUCUAUUUGGUUCAUCAAUUGUGCAGCUAAGUUAUUAUUUUGAUGGCUGGGGUGCUGCCCUCACAGGAUUCUAUGCUCGUAAGGCCGAUAUAUUUGUUCGUGGAUAUGGUGGUUGGACCUCAAGAAAUGCUCUUCAAGUUUUGAGCAAAGUCUUUCCACAGAAAGAUAAAAUUCAGCCUUCUCUAGUUAUACUUUAUUUUGGUGGAAAUGAUUCAACAGAUCCUGAUAUUCCUAAUAGCCCUAAUGUCCCUAUUGAUGAAUAUGUUGAAAAUAUGAGAAAAAUUAUACUUCAUAUCAAGGGCCUUUCACAAACCACUCGUGUAAUUAUGCUAACCGCUCCUGCAGUGAACGAGAAACAAAUUAUUGACUUUUAUGGGAGUAAUCUAGGUAGAACUAAUGAGAGAGGUCGCAUAUACUCAGAAGCUGGUAUCAAAUUGGCCCAAGAAUUAGGGUUGAAGUAUAUUGAUUUUUGGUCAGCCCUCCAGGAACCUUCUGAUUGGAUGGAUACAGUCUUCUGGGAUGGAUUGCAUUUAACAAAAGAAGGAAGUGCUAUUGUGUUUCAUAAAAUCGCAGAGGUAAUCCAAGAGGCAGAGUGGGAGCCAACCCUAGAUUGGGAGAAAAUGCCUGAUGAGUUCGAUGGGAAUCAGCCUCAUAGUUUGUACCAUGAGAAGAUGAUGGAGGGUAUUAAUAGAAUGAUGGGGAUUCCUGCUUCACGUCAAGUUAAAUCAGAGUAG